Molecule: messenger RNA, 459 nt
Organism: Arabis nemorensis
Lineage: Eukaryota; Viridiplantae; Streptophyta; Magnoliopsida; Brassicales; Brassicaceae
Source: the annotation of a GenBank genome assembly
AUGCUUGUUUGGAGGUAUGGAUCUACAUUACGUCCCUGCAAAUGUCCCUUGUGUCGUCGACCGAUUAGUUUGCUGGUUCCUUCUGAAGAAACAUUGAGAGAUCGGAAUGACGACGCUACAGUUUCCGUGGUUCUUCGUGAUGUUGAAACUUACAAUCGGGUCUUUGGUGGACAGUCAAAUGAUUUAGUUCAGAGGAUGCGAGACCUUCCCUUUUUACUCCCAAGGUUGUUGCGAGAAAUGAUGGAUCCACAAAGAACGCUUCCACUUGUGAUCAGAGCUCGUGUUUAUAUUGCGUUGAUACUGAGUGCGGUUUACAUAAUCAGCCCAAUAGAUAUCAUCCCUGAAGGUGUCUUGGGGGUUAUCGGUUUACUAGAUGAUCUACUCAUAGCUCUGAUUUGUUUCCUCCAUGUCGCUGCUCUCUACCGAUCUGUUCUCUAUUUCCGUCAUGGUGGUUCAUAA